GAGCACAGGGAGUCAUUCUAUUUGUUUAGAAAAAGAAUCAUGGCGGAAGACGUAAGCAUGGAAGCCCGAGUGCCUGUCAGCAAAGAAACGCUGAAAACAUCUUUCAAGGUUCCAACUGAUCAGGAGAGGAAGAGACCUUUUCUUAUUGGUGUGGCGGGUGGAACAUGCUGUGGAAAAUCGGAGGUAUGUAAGAAGAUUUUAAAAGAUCUUGGACAAGCAAAUAUUGAAUCACAAAUGAGAAAAGUCAUCAUUCUCAGCCAAGAGAGUUUUUACCGUGAUCUUGAUGAGGAAGAAUCAGCCCAGGCAGAUACAGGAAACUUCAAUUUUGACCAUCCAGGAGCCUUUGACGACAGCCUGUGUUUAAAGACAUUAAAAAGCCUUCUUAGGGGAGAGCAAGCUGUUAUACAAAAAUACAGUUUUAAGAAUCACUCAAGAGAAACAGACUACAGCAUUGUCCACCCAGCUGAUGUCAUAAUUUUUGAAGGAAUUCUUGCUUUAUAUAAUAAAGAAAUACGAACACUUUUGGAUAUGAAGAUAUUCGUAGACACUGACAGCGAUACAAGACUAGCCCGUCGAGUUCUAAGAGACAUACUAGAGCAUGGAAGGGACAUUGACAAUGUGCUUAGCCAAUACACAAGAUUCGUGAAACCUGCAUUUGAAGAUUUCACUUUACCGACCAAGAAAUAUGCUGAUGUAAUAAUACCAAGAGGAGCAGAUAACACCGUGGCCAUUGAUCUGAUUGUCCAGCACAUCAAGGACUUGCUAAACGAUAAAUCAGCGGACAGCACUAAAAAACGGACACGCCAUCAGUCCGAAUCCGGAACUAUCAGCAGUAAGAUCCGACCGCACUGAUUUAUGCUGCAGCAAUGUUGUUGUCUUGUGAUCAUUUCUGAAUACAGUUUGAUCAUGUGAUCAGUUCAGAUCACUGAUCGUGUGAUGAUUUCUAGAUAGAAUUCCCAUUCAGUACGUAGAUUGUCGUUUAGUUUUGUGACAUAGAGUGACGUAGUUUGUAUUUAUUAUACUUGUUUCUCCUUUGAUAUGUAUUCUUAAAAUUCUUUAGAAUGCUGUACAUGACUCGAAGUUACUUAAAGGCAUUGAGUCAUGGUAAAUAGGCUUUCUCUAUAGGGGGUCAUUUGGUUUCGGCGUGAUCGCUGCUGUUUCAUGUGAUAUUGGCAUCCGUUGUUGACAACUUGCUAUUGAUGGAAACUGUUAUGUUAAUCAGUACGAGGUGAGUUCAUGUGACCAGUUCAAGGUCAGCCAAUAGCAUCGCAGUCAUGGAAAUCAUGACUCAGCGGAUUUUGGCACUUAGGGUAUAUCCAGUCUAUUUAUCAUGACUCAAUGCCUUUAAUUUGAUAAUAACCAAUUAUCUCGAAUCAAAGCUGUUAAUUCAAAGAAGCUCAGCUUACUUUCUUGUGUGGCUACAUUAUUAUCAGUGCUGAUAUUUCAAUUUAUCCACCAUUUAUUGUCUGCUUCUAUUGUAUUUGACAUUUUUUAAAUUCAUAACAAACUUAAUAGAACUCUAAUUUGGUAUUUUGGCAAAGAAAUGUAGGUCAAGCAUGAUUAUCUGAAAUCAUCUUAAAUUUCAAAGUUUGUAAACUCUGUGCGGAAAGGUUAUUCAAAAUCUUAAAAAUUGAAUAUGUUGAGAAAAGAAAAGCUAAACAGUAACAAGUAUAUUCGUGAAAAUAUUCAGUUGCAAUGUAUGUCAGUUGAAAGUAAUAAAGAAACAUUUUAAGAAUUAUUAUUACACUAAUCUUGUAAGAUAUAUUUUAAAAAAGCUGUGUAUAACACCUUUUUUCUAUAAUUGCUCUUUAAUCAUCUACCUUGUCACAUGCCUUAAAUUUAAAACUGUCAGUUCAGUUACUGAAACUUCUUCAAACUUGAAAAUCUUUGUCAUUA
Molecule: messenger RNA, 1896 nt
Organism: Rhopilema esculentum
Lineage: Eukaryota; Metazoa; Cnidaria; Scyphozoa; Rhizostomeae; Rhizostomatidae
Product: uridine-cytidine kinase 2-B
Molecular function (GO): ATP binding; kinase activity
Source: RefSeq, a predicted model, not a curated record